AUGCGCCCAGAGCGAGCGCGCACACAGCUAGGAGACUCGCUACCAGCCUAUGCAUCAACACCUCCACGGUCGAAGGUUCUCCACAGAACACAAACGCCUGCCGUCUCACUGCUGAGAGAAGAAGGCCAGGAAUCUGUUGCAGCAGGGACUGCCGAGGGGCGAUCAGAUGCCCAGAGCAGACCAUCGAAUUCCCAGGACAGGUCAUCGGAUUCUGAGAGUGAGAGUACAAACUCGUCCAAAAGUUCAUCUCCUGUCAUUGAACAACACCCUGAUCUGAUCGAUACUGAGUCGUCCACGCAUCGCCAAACAUCCGAUUCUCAAAGUCAAAGUCCCAAACAAUCAAGAUCGCCUUCCGGAUCCGCGGAUACUUCGGUUCCUAUGGACAGCAGACAUGUGCCGCCUUCCGUUGCGAGCAAUAGCCAAUACGACAAAAGUACACCCAAUCCUACACAGGGGUCUCCAUCCUUGGUGUCGACGUUGAAAGGGGCCACCAAAGAAGCAACUUCAGAGACCACCAAAGUGCCGAGCCUGGAGCAGGAGCGAUCAUCGAGUGAAAGUGUAUCCAGUGAGUCAGAUGAGGACGACGCUCAAAGACAGCCACUCAGGCUCGUUUUCCGGCUUCCGGAACCACAGCAUCCAGACGGCGAACAAAAAGAGCCCGCGGGCCAGCAGUUUGAAGAGGACAUUAUAAUGGAAGACGAAGGAGGCGGACAUGUCGGGGAAUCGUCCAGCGUGAUUGAAGGAGGCGGCCAUGUCGGGGAAUCGUCCAGCGUGAGUGAAGGAGACGGACAUGUCGGGGAAUCGUCCAGCGUGAGUGAAGGAGACGGACAUGUCGGACAAUCGUCCAGCGUGAAUGAAGGAGGCCAAGACGUCGACAUCCACAGUGUUUCGUCUGAGUCUUCGAUGCCCUCGGCAGAUGCAAUUACCAUCCGUGUCAACGUCGAGUUUUUCCUAAUGUUAGUGAGAACUUUACGUCGAGAUCUACGCAAGUGGCAGAAAACAAGUGUCCGAGCCGAGGUGAGCCAGGCUAUUGUCACUGCAAGAAUGUGUCCCGGUCCCGACCUUGACUCAAAUCUCCCAGACCCCUUCAAGGCGCUCACCGAAGAAAGACGGAGAGCUGGCAAAAACGGGAAACCAACUGCAGAUGGAGACGACGAGCUGAUUCGAGCACCUCAAAAGGACCUCUUGGCCGAAACGACCAUACUGCCAAAAUUCAGGUCCAUUGGCAGGGUAAGCACGAGUUUUCUUGCACCAAACUAUCGGACCGCCAGUCACAGAGCCUACGACGUAGAAGACGAGGUCGAUGAUCCAGACGCCUCCAGAAAGUAUGAAGAAUUCGAACAGCGACACAAAAUCGACUUCCCGGGCCUGGCGAAACAGCGUGCGUGCCAAGAAUUGAUAUGGCUUUGGGAGCCCUGGGUCGAGGACAUGUUCAGCGGGCUUGAGAUGCUGAAGAGCGACAUCCUUUACUUCUUUGUGCAGGACCACUUUGAACCUGACCGCCAAAUCGACUUCAACUGGUCGGAGCGUUCCCACUCGGCAUGGAAAAAAGAACAAAAGCGUAGGUGCAAAAUAUGCGGCCUGGCUGAUCCAGAGAGCCGGCGGAGCCACUUGGUUGAAGACUUCAAGCAUCUGCCACGGCCCGAUGAUCGAAGGCUUGUUUUCGCAGGACUGGUGGCCUAUGCCUUCCACGAGAUCGUUGGGUCAAGUCUGUGGCAUCUUGCCCUCGGCGAGAUCAUACAACCACGAUAUGCGGAAUCUCAGGCAGCUACGGCGCAAGAUCCUGGCUUCUGCUUAAUUUGUUUUCGUCACCAAUGUCCGGAUCACGGUGCCUACGAGGAACCCUCUGACGAAGAGCAAGAUCUGAGAACAUCCAGGGCACUCAUCAACGAUGAUGAGUCUGACCGUAACAUACGCAAAUUCGUGUCGCGGCCUAGCGCCGAGCCUAAGGUUGAGAAGGACACUCACCUAUGCGGAAUAUUCUGCGUAGAGCCCUCAACAAACUUGCGAAGGCUUCUAGGGCGACACCCCGACGGGACCAUCAGGGGCACCAGACGGAUGCAGGAAAACCACAGUAGGCCCAUACUAGCGGACGACCAGUUCUGCUCUUCGUCGUGCUUCUGGGAUGUCAACAACCGUCUUGAUACCAUGGUAUCAGACGUAAAAUUCCAGCCCUUCGUGUCGCACUCCCAAAAAGAGAUGGUCGAGAAGCUCAUGGGCUUCUACCUCCACAGUCAACGAGGUCCUUGCCUUAUCUCACGAGUGCUCAAGGACGUAAGCUGCAUGAAAAUCUUCCACCAUAUCAUCUUCUCGAUCUAUAGAGUCGAGCACUCUAACGAUCCACUCCCCGCGGCAGCUGAGAUUAGCCUUGCCCAGCCAGACACAGACCAGACAACAGGCAAGAAAAAAAGGAGUCGGGUACACACAAUCGAUGUGUCGAAAAGCAUGGGAUUGGAUAAGCGUAAACCGUUCAUCCCUUGUUCCCACCAGGGGCCUUGCGAGAACAAUCCGGCAUGCUCGUGUGCGGAAGCCAAGGUACAUUGUGAAUGGUUCUGCGGGUGUGAUAAGUCCUGCAAACGACGUUUCCGGGGGUGCAACUGCAAAGCUGCUGGGAAAAAGACGUGCUUUCAAGACUCGAGGUGCGAAUGCUGGAAGCUCAAUCGUGAAUGCGACCCUCAUCUCUGCCUCAAAUGUGGCGUGCUUGAUGUUCUGGAUUCUUUUAACAAGUACAGGAACGACAUUCGACAAGGUCGCUGCCGAAACAACCGCAUCCAGUUGGGUGUGCCUGCUAAGACGACCAAGGCUCCAAGCCAGGUCCAGGGCUACGGGCUUUACAGCGUCGUCGACAUUCCAAAGGGCGAAUUCAUUGGUGAAUAUGUCGGAGAGAUUGUCAGUAAGAAGGAAGCCGACAGAAGAGGCGCACUUUAUCAUCUCCAAAACCAGGAAUAUCUCUUCGCCCUCAAUGCGUCCCAGGAGAUCGACGCGUCUGUAAACGGCAACAAGAUGAGAUUUAUGAACAAUUCACAAAAGGACGAGUUUAUUAAUGUGGUGCCCAGGAGUCUUUUGUGCAGUGGGCAGGUGCGGAUCGGACUGUUUGCGAGACGACGGGUCAAGGCUGGAGAAGAGCUACUGUGGAAGUAUGGUUACGACGAGGAACAUGUCAAGUAUUUCUGGGAGCCAGGAGAAAAAGCGUCAAAUGAGAGAGCACGGAUCCCUCUCUCUCAUGACCGUUUUGCACGAACCACCAGAACGAAUAUGCUAGCAGAAGAAAGCGUUGACAGGAACAGUCAGGAGCGGAACAGCCAGGAGCGGUAUAGCCAGGAGCGCAACAGCCUGGAGCGGAGCACGCAGUCUCCCGUGGUGCCUCCGCGGCAGAAACGCAAGAGGCGGCAGUCUGAGAGUUCUGGGUCAAGUUCGAAUGAAGGAGCAGCGAACAGCUCAGGAGAGGAGAUGAUGCGAGGGCUCGAAAUCGACGAUCCGGAGGAUUCAGACUAUGAGAGUCAUGGCAACGUCUCUGAACAUGGUGAUAUGGAUGAUGAACUUGAAAUUGGGAGGCCGAGUAAUGGUUCACGGAGAAGAAAGCCCCAUCGGCACCAGCGCAUGCGACGUUAA
Molecule: messenger RNA, 3612 nt
Organism: Fonsecaea multimorphosa CBS 102226
Lineage: Eukaryota; Fungi; Ascomycota; Eurotiomycetes; Chaetothyriales; Herpotrichiellaceae
Exons: 1
Coding region: 1-3612 (1203 amino acids)
Biological process (GO): chromatin remodeling
Molecular function (GO): protein binding; histone methyltransferase activity
Source: RefSeq, a predicted model, not a curated record